CGCCCCUUGUGUGUGUCGUAGAGGCAAACUGUGUUGUAGCAGUCGAGCUGCUGCUGCUCUGGGCUCUGGGUAAACAACAGCGGAUACCUCGACCAGCAGGAAUGGGAACUUCGUCGAGGGAUAACAAAAGGACGAUGACACGUAUUGCCAAAAGGACUUAAAGUCAGUGAUACAGUGAAUGGACACUUAAGCGCCGAUGCAAGCAAAUUAGGUAUUAUCCUCCCUCUGACACACAUGUCACCAUGAAGAGUGAGGUGCCAUCGGAGGCCCCCAACAGGCAGGAUCAGCUUAAGGAGCCCCUGGUGAACCCAGUACCUAUAGAGGCUGCAAAGGACUUUCCUAAUAACUUGGAAAUGAUUGGCAAGGCAGCCAAUGAGUAUGCAAAUCUUUGUUCAGAAUCCAGGCAUAGACCCUUGAGAGAAAGCGGUGCCCAUAGGGACUCGGAGCGUGGCCUUGCUGGUCGUAGGAAAAGAAAAGGACAGCAAGCAGGGCCUUCAGACUGUUCGCUAAAGGAAGCGAAUAUUAGUGAGAACUCACUGGCCCCACAGCGGCCCAGGGUUGAACUUUUACAACAACCUAGUGAAGAUGACCACAAUCACGAGUCAUCUUUUAGUGACUGCGUUUCUUCGCCCUCCUCCAGCCUUAGGUUUGGAGACUCGGACACACUCAGCUCUGAAGAUGAGGCAGAAACUGGAGCGACAGGAAGCCAACAAAAGCCUUUGACCUCUGGGGGAGCAUCUGAAGUUGGUCUGCGCCCAAUACUUGGUCGAACUCGAGCUAGUCGCUCACAUAAAUGGAUGCGUCCGGAGGCAGAGCCGGUGCUGUUGAAACGGCAGUGUCUUAGCAGCCGGCGGCCUGUACAUAGAAAGCGUUAUGUUAAAACAAUUCCUGGAGGGGCUCCACGGACUCAAAAACAAAAGGAGAGAUUGCUACUGCAGAGAAAAAAACGAGAAGUGAUUGCACGCAGGAAGUAUGCACUUCUCCACAGCACUAGCAGCUCCAGCGAGGAGCUUAGUAGUGACUCCUCUUCUCCAUCCUCAACCGAAGCAGAGGAUGAACUCUAUGUAGAUGUGAGCAGCACCAGCAGCCAGCCCAACAGUUCUGCUGUAGCCCCAGGUGUUCUUGAUGAGGAUGUGGUGGUGAUUGAGGCCACUCCGGCUACAGCCCCUGCCGUCCCUGCCAGUGAGGAGAUCAAUGUCACUUCAACAGACAGCGAGGUGGAGAUAGUUACUGUUGGAGAUGGCUUCAGGUCGCGGGCUGUGGGAGGUCUUGGCAGGAUGUGGAGUAGCAGUUGUGCUCAGAGCCGUCUACAGGAGCCUCGUGGACGACACCGGCUCUCCACAGUGAUCCAGCCACUGCGUCAGAGUCCGGGAGAGGUGGUCGAUCUAACUGUGGAUGAAGAUGACUUAUCUGUUGUGCCAACAACCUCUGGCAGCGCGCAGCGGUCAUCCUCUUCCUCAUCGUCACAUCUUGCCUCUACCUCAGAGCUCAACGAUGCUGCGGGCCCCUCCACCAGCUGCCCGGGAUCAGUGCUGGACACCCAGAGGUCCAGUGGCUCCACUCAUGUGGCAGCAGAAGAUGAAAGCAGGCCAGGUUUGUCGGGGACAUCAGGGGAAAGUGGAGCCACAGCCUUGCCCAGACUGCCCUCCUGCUGUCAGCAACACUCGCCCUGUACAGGGCCCUCUCCCGGUCACCUGUCCCUAAGCCACUCCCACUCCAGCUGCUUGCAGGCAACGUCUCAGCAGACUAGCAGUAGUCAACAUGGCCAUCGCAAUACUCACCAUUUUCUUCACCAUGUGCAUCACCCAGCACCACAGCACCCUGGCACCCUGCCUUUCCAGGAGUCCAGCUGUCCUAUCGAGCGACCCAGUGCCCUGCCCGCCCCAUGUACUGGAGUUAGCAACAGCAACAAUAGUAGUAAUAGUUGCAACACAUCCCACUAUCACGAGCAGCAAACACUUCCAGUUGAUCUGAGCAACAGUAGUGUUCGAGGCAGUGGGAACAGUAGUGGUAGUUUCCACGGCAGUACAUCGGCUUUUGACCCAUGUUGCCCAGGCUCCUCUUCACGGCCCCCUGUAUUUGUUUCCCAGGCGACCGCUGGGCCCAGUCAGCCUGCAGUGGUAGAUUCUUUUAGUUCUCCAAUGGUUGCUCAAAGUGGGCCCCAAACUCAGCCGCAGCAACCCUGCAGACAUUACAUGCACACAUCCUAUGGCUCCCUAGCCCGCUCAUUGCACCAUCAGCCCUCUUCCACUUGCCCUCAUUCCCAUGGUAACCAGCUGACACAGGCCCCCCCCCAAGGCGAUUAUGUCAUACCCCACACAGUGCACACCUUUCACGCCCCAUUGCCAUCCCAUCCCUCGAGCCACCCUGUGCCCCCUGCUCCUCCUCCUCCACUGCCCGGUCACCAUCUUCCUAAUUCUAGUGCCCCGCUGACUCAGCACUUGCCUUCAGACCAUCAGCCCUUGCCCCACCACAUGCCUUCACUUGGAGCGUCUGUACAGAGGCUGCAUGCCCAUGAAAUGCUACUUGAAGUCCAGAGGCGUCGGAUGAUGCAGCACCCCACGAGAGCACAUGAGCGCCCACCGCCACACCCCCACAGAAUGCACCCAAACUAUGGCCAUGGACAUCACAUUCAUGUCCCACAGACUAUGUCUUCCCAUCCCCGUCAGCCUGAGCAGAGAACAGCCUGGGAGCUCGGCAUUGAGGCUGGCGUGACUAUGGCACCGUAUCCUUCAGGGCACCUGCACUCCCACCUGCCCCACUACCACCAUCCCCCUAGACUUCACCACUUCCCUAUUCCCUUCAUGCACACUGGCAUAUCGGAAGUGACAUACCCGCACAUUCGUUAUAUCUCUUCGAGAAUGACUGGCUUCGGAAGAACGUAUGAGGACCUGCUGCAUUUAGAGGAAAGACUGGGGACCGUGAACAGAGGAGCCUCUCAGGGCACCAUAGAGAGGUGCACGUACCCACACAAGUACAAAAAGAAGGUGUUGGAGAGAGACAUUGACCAACAGUUAACCUCUGAAGCUUGGGCAUCUAUUGGGAAUAAAAAGCACGCAACCCCAGAAUCGAGAAAGCUGCAUGGUAAGCAAGAUGAAGACGAGGGCGCAGACGAAGACACAGAAGAAAAGUGCACCAUCUGCCUGUCAAUUCUGGAGGAGGGGGAGGAUGUCAGGCGUCUACCCUGUAUGCACCUCUUCCAUCAGCUGUGCGUGGAUCAGUGGCUCCUCACCAAUAAGAAGUGCCCCAUCUGCAGAGUGGACAUUGAGGCACAGUUGUCUGCUGAAAGUUGAUGUUGUUUUUCUAUCACCACCUUUUGUUUAAUUUUAUUUUGACAUCAUCUUCAAGUAUCCCCUCAGUACUGCAGUCAACCAAAGAUGGCAUGAGUUACCUGCGCAGCGCUGAGAAAAUAAAAACAAAACAUCAGAUAAAAACAUUAAGCCUAGAGUGCCAGCUAUAACAUAUUACUACGGCUAGACUUCUCUAUAAGGGUUUAAGAUUUUAUUGUAUUUAUAAAGCUUUUAUGUAGCUUUUGAUUGUUUCCCCAAGUGUCAUUUUUUUGUUCUGCAUGUCUCCUUGCAAUGCAUUUCUUUGCACAUUUAACAUGGGCUUAACAUGGCCUAACAAGUUGCAGGUGAGGAUAACUGCUCUAGUAAAGAUGCAUUUGUGUUACACUAAUGCCUUGCUUUACUAGAAUAGAAUGUCAGUCUCUGGCCUAAAAUAUAAAAUUGCAGGAUUCAUUUUUUACCAAUCAUUGUAUUAAUUAGUUCAUGUUUAGAAAACGUGGAUUGUUAGUGAAGACGUUUUUAAUUCAAAUCAAAACAUUCCUAUCAAGGGAAAUGUGAAAAACAGAUCAGCUGCUGUAUUAGUGCACAUACAUCCAGUAUUUUAAGAGUUACUCCAAAACUCACCUUUUCACCCCUGCCAUUGCACCACCCUCACCCCUAAAGUUCAUUGUCAUCAUCUCAUGUAUUUUAGCAAACAAGAAAAGGAAUGUUGCAUCCUCUCUUGACUGUUCUUUAUGAAAUGAGCAAUUAUUAGCUUCGGCUGUGAACAUUUUCUUCACACUUGUCAGGGUUUUGUUCCUAUAGACAGGGCUUUUAAAGAUGGUUUUAGUGCUGUGAUCUCAGGCCCAUGUUUGUUGUCACAUGAUGAGCCUGCAAAACCUGGGAUUUUUUUUGUUCUGAUGCUGGCAGUGGCUUCAUUUACAGUUGUGUUCAAACUGAAAUUCCACCCUGCCUUCUGUCUAAGAAACUGUAAUAACUGUUGGACUAACUCAUUUGCAUAUACUUGCACAAGAGAGAAAUCUGUUGGAGAGUUGUAGUCAUUUAACAGUGUGCUGAGACCAGGUAUUUCCACUCAGAUGAAUAUUGAAAAGAAAAAUAAACUAAUGUUAUGAGUGAGUGUUGAAAUGCAUUACUUUAAGCAGGUAUCCAUGCAUUCAUUGACUUAAAGGAACCAGGAGCAUAUUCUGUGGGAUUUAUAUUAGUUUUAAAAUGAUGAUAAUAAUAAACUUGGCUAACUCUUAA
Messenger RNA from Periophthalmus magnuspinnatus, 4529 nucleotides. It is a transcript of the gene rnf111, whose product is annotated as ring finger protein 111. Gene Ontology annotation, molecular function: ubiquitin protein ligase activity; SUMO polymer binding; SMAD binding. Gene Ontology annotation, biological process: ubiquitin-dependent protein catabolic process; positive regulation of DNA-templated transcription; positive regulation of transforming growth factor beta receptor signaling pathway. Bases 243 to 3293 code for a protein of 1016 amino acids. The record is from RefSeq and is a predicted model, not a curated record. The transcript is spliced from 16 exons. Gene Ontology annotation, cellular component: nucleus; cytoplasm. Lineage: Eukaryota; Metazoa; Chordata; Actinopteri; Gobiiformes; Gobiidae.